UUUUGAGAGUGCGCGAGCUCUUUUUACAUUACGUUCGUCUGGAGACAAGCGUACUUCGUGUCACGCCGUUCUCUAGUAUAGUUUGAAGGUUGACAUUACCGCCAACGAGCGACCUCGUUUCUCGAUUUCAUACGUUAAACAUCUCAGAUCACAGUUCUCUUUACGACCGAAGUACUAUGUCUGAUGAUUUCAACGAGGCAGAACUGAACCAAGUGAUUACUUUGCUCAAGAAGGACGAGAAGCUGCUGAAGUAUUUCCCCUGCGAUGCCAAGUACAAGAAGGAAGAAAAAUGCGUGUUUUGUAUUACCGACUACAGCUUCUAUUUGUUUAAGAGAGGGGGGAAGAAAAUGAGCUCGUUGUUGGAAGGGUCCUUAACAGAUUUGUGCAAGAUUAUGCUGAUGGGGCUGGAAGAAGAUUGCGUGUGCAUUGAAACUCGUCUGGACAACUCUAUCAAGCUGAGGACUCCAGAGGUUUACGAGAUUGUCAACGUGUUGAGGAAGAGGAUUUUUGGCGAGAUAUUCACAGGGCUCGACGAGAAGAGUAACAACUUGUUGUCGAUUCAGAUUCCAGAAGAGAGGUUGAGGAAGUUGAAUAUAGCAGCCCAGACGGUGAGCAGAUUUACGGCCGCUUAUUCGUACGAGUGUCGAAUGACUGGCCAGCCCUACAACCCUGAGAUUUGCGCUAGGAUUGAGGAGGUGGCGGUGCGCGAGCAGUCGGACUUGAUAGACUUGAACGACAUUAUUCCAUUUUGCGAGCCGACGCACUUGCAGGUGGUGAUACGCGCGCUGUGUUACAAUUCGUACUUUACGAAGAUUAGGCUUGGUUCGUCGAAGCUGGACCGGGACUUGGCUUCCUCUUUGUUUCGGCUUGUGCGCAACAACAGCAAGCUCGAGGAGCUGAUUUUCACGAACCUGCAGUCCAUCACGAAGGACUUUUGGUGCGACCUGUUCAAGGAGCUGGCGGCCAAUUCGUACGCGAAGGUUUCGAAGGUAGACCUUGAUCAGAAUCGGGAUUUUGGGGAUUCCGGCGCCAGUUCUCUGUCGACGUGGAUUUCCUUCCCGUCUACGGUUAUCAGGCACUUGUCUCUGUCGAACUGCGGCAUAAAGAGCCGCGGACUGACGACGUUGGUGUCCGCGCUGCGCAAGAACGAGCAGGUUUCGACCAAGCUGACCUAUUUAGAUUUGAGCAGCAACCACGUGGACGCGACGUUUUCGCGCGUUCUGGGUCCCUACCUGUCUCAGCCGAACACCAUUACCACGCUCAAGUUGGCCGACAUAGGGUUGGCGCUGGAAGACGUGUUCAGGGCGCUGAAUUGCGGUGCGUAUCGCAACAUGCGACACUUGGACGUCAGCUACAACAAGCUGAGUCCUCAAUGCAGUUCGAUGAUGUGCUCGUUCCUUCAGGGCACGGCCGCGCUGGAGGAGCUGAUAUUGGACGGGAUUGGUCUAUCGCUGGACUGCCUUCGAGAUCUGCUUAACACCUUGAGUCAGAAUCCGUUCAUUCAGAACAACGUCUACUUUUCAAUAUCGAAGAACAACCUGACGUCGUUCCCGAGCGUUUCGAUGAACAAGCUCGAGAGGUUGAGGGUGAGCGACAACCCGUUGGAAGACGAGGGUUUGCAAGCGCUGAUGGACAACCUGAUGAACUCGUGCACUCUCAAAUAUUUGGACAUCAGUCGCGUCAUGUCCAAGAAGUCUUCCAAGUCGAUCGACCUUGCGAUUGAAUCGCUCGCGACGUUCCUCACGUUACCCGACCUCGUGCUUGAGACGUUGAUCUUCCAGGGAGGCAAGAACUUCCAGCUGGGCGCGAGCGUCAUCCAGCUGAUCGAGCGGCUGGCGAACUCGAACAUUCUGGAAUUGGACGUGUGCGGACAUGACAUUGGCAACCGCGGGGCCGCCGCGCUCGGACAGAUGCUCCGGUACAACCAGAAUUUGAAGCGGCUGAAGUGGGACGAAAACUCGGUGACGUAUCCUGGUUUUUCCUACUUCUACAACGGACUGCAGUACAACAGUUCCGUCACGUGGAUGAUGAUGCCCAUCAAGGACAUCGACGCGUGUCUUCGAGACGUCAAUCGAGAUGUGCUGCUCAAGUUGUUGGAAGACAUUCAGGACCACAUUUCCGCCAAUCAGGCGUCCUCUCUGUCUCGAAAGAAACACGCCCUUCUAAAUCCCAACUGCCAGGCCGCCAUUGACGGAGCGCUCUACUCGCUCAAUAGCUACACGGAACUCCACCCGAACCUGAUCCACGAGGACGACAAGCCCACCAUCAAAGCAGCUGCCUCCUACGGCACCGUCAUGGACACGAUUCGCCAAUCUCAAUCCGACACGCUGGAAUCCAUACGGAAGGACCUGCUGCAGCUCACCGGCACGGUGCAACUCAGCACCAGCCAAUCCGCGAAUUCUCAUAUCGAGAAGUUCAAAAACUUCGUGUCGGACAGCUUGCACGUACUGCUUGAAACCAGCGAGGUUCCCAAGGAAGAGCUCAAGAAGCACGUCAAGAUGAUGCUCAACUACGGCAUCAAGGAGGCGCACUUGGACGUAAUCAACACCCUGGAUUUGAACAAGCUAUUUUUGGACGCCAUCGACCAAACCCUCACAACCAUCACAGACGUCAUAUCCAACUACUGCUACGAGAAGCUGAUCGACAGACUGACGUGCAUCAUAGACAGGAUCAAGCGCGCAAGAACCAACGAAUACCGAAAGGUUCGCGAAGAGGCGGCUCUCGCUCGGGAGACCGCCCCCGAGUCGAUUUCAAGAAGCAGCAGUCAGAAGGAGAAGGAAAAGGAGAAGGACAAGGAAAAGGACAAGGAAAAGGACAAGGAAAAGGACAAGGAAAAGGACAAGGACAAGGACAAGGACAAGGACAAGGACAAGGACAGAGAGAAAAGGAGAGAGAAAAAGUCAAAGGAGAAUCUAAAACCUCAAACAUCGCAGUCGAGGUUUGCGAAUCUCCCUGCUUCGUCCGAAAACGUUGCAGAAAACAUAGAGACCGUUGCGCCGAUCACCGAUCCCAGAGCGUCGAGAGCCGCUACUCCGAAGAGAAGACCGCCAACGAAAAGGCCCAAUAUUUAGCUUUAAUACACAGAACACAUGACAAACAGCAGA
Molecule: messenger RNA, 3104 nt
Organism: Schistocerca gregaria
Lineage: Eukaryota; Metazoa; Arthropoda; Insecta; Orthoptera; Acrididae
Product: protein CARMIL-like
Exons: 7
Coding region: 177-3071 (964 amino acids)
Biological process (GO): regulation of Arp2/3 complex-mediated actin nucleation; cell migration
Cellular component (GO): plasma membrane; lamellipodium
Molecular function (GO): protein binding
Source: RefSeq, a predicted model, not a curated record